This is a messenger RNA of Thalassophryne amazonica, 1758 nucleotides long. RefSeq names its product V-set and transmembrane domain containing 2A (gene vstm2a). The transcript is spliced from 6 exons. Bases 203 to 910 code for a protein of 235 amino acids. NCBI's taxonomy places the organism in Eukaryota, Metazoa, Chordata, Actinopteri, Batrachoidiformes, Batrachoididae. The record is from RefSeq and is a predicted model, not a curated record.
AGAGGAGAGAGAGAGAGAGAGAGAGAGAGAGAGAGAGAGAGAGAGAGAGAGAGAGAGAGAGAGACGAGCUGUAGUUUUGCAGCAUGUGCCACCUUCGGCAGGCUCCGUUUAAACACUCAUUUUUUAGGGAGAAACAUUCACUGAUGUGAAAAUAAUAAUAAUAAUAAUAACACUAAUAAAUCUCUCCCUCUCUCCUGGAAUAAUGUGGAGCUCUCACGACACUGUUGGAUUUAUUUUACUGGUCGGAUUGUGUGUUCAGUUGGGAUUCUCCUUUGAAGGUCGCUUCACGGAUCUGCCCUCGAACAUGACGGUUAAAGAGGGACAGAACAUAGAGAUGGCGUGCGCUUUCCAGAGCGGAACUACGUCCGUUUAUUUGGAGAUCCAGUGGUGGUUCGUCAAAGCGCCAGAACCCACUGAUAGCGAGGAAGACGUCAAUGCUGAAGAGAUGGAAAUGAUACCUGAGCCUGAUCCUGAUGAUGAGGGAACAAAAAUAAGUACAGUGAAAGUCCAAGGCAACGACAUCUCUCACAAGCUACAAAUCUCCAGAGUCAGCAAGAGUGAUGAAGGACUGUACGAGUGCCGGGUGACACGUGCCAACUAUGGCGAGAUUGUGGAGUACAAAGCCCAGGCCUGGUUGAAGGUCAAUGCCACAGCAAGGCCACGACGACCACAGACACCUGCCAAGAAAAGCUCUCCACUGCACCUGACAGACAAGAAGCCCAGAAAGUCCGGCUCUACUCCAGGCCAUGACGGCAUGAGUUCAGACCAGAGGGUGGCUUCCACCUCCUCUGCUCACACAUCUUCAAAUACAGCCAAAUACAACAAUGGCUCAGGUGCAAGAAUAUCAUCGAACUAUGGACUGGCUGUCUUUCUUCUGACUUGUGGUUUGGUGAGGGAUGGCUUGUUGUAAAUUCAAGAACUGACAUGGUUUGCAAACAGAUCUCGAUUGCUUACUCUCAAAGUGCAUGAGAGUACUGCCUGUUUCUUUUCUCCACUAUGCGGACAGCACAGUUGGCCCUCAUUGGCCCUCAAUCCUUUUCUUGCACCCAGUACAUUGCUAUUAGCCACUGUUAGCACCAUUCAUGUUUAAAGCAGUUGGAUUACCUUUUGUACAGAUCCCAACACUACCUGCGGUGUGAAAUGUGAAAACGGACUCAGUGGCUUGUUACAAAACUCUCAUGGAAGAAUACAGUUUUUAUGGUUUUGCUGUAACAGCUCACAUGUUCAUUGGUCAAAAGUGAACAGAAAAUGGAGAACCUAUCUUUGUGUAAUAUAUGUUAUUCUAGAUAUAUAUCUGUUUUAUUUGAAAUGCCUACAAUUUCUGUAUGUGCUGUAUACAUAGCGGACACAUAGAAUUUCAUUGUGAGUACUUAAUUGGUCCCUGUCAAAGAAUAAGAAAUGGGAGAAAUCAAAUUCAUUGUUAAUUUAAACUGUUAAGCACCAUGCAAUGGUUAUAUUUUGCUUUUAUUAUUUUGAUGUAUUGGCCACUCAAACCAUCUGUUCUGAUUUUUGAUGUGAAACAAAGCAGCCAUGUUGUUAAAGAUGCAGGUGUGCAUGCUUAUUUUUCUGAAAGCUUCAAAGAGAGCCUCAUCAGCAUUGUUCCAAUGGCAUCCAUGAAGUCAACACUUGGAGUUAAGUGUUACUGUAUGUUAAAUCAAGCUUUAUUUUUAUGUGCAAGCUUUGGUGUGAAAACAACUGUCCUUUGCUGUUUUUAUUUGCAUUGCACCCUGAGUAAGAAUAAAUGGAUGUCAUAAUUUG